CCAGUCCAUCCCAGUCUAAUUAAUAUAAAGUGGUUUUAUUUAUCCGCUCCCGCUUUUUGUCUAAUCAAAGUGAUUUUAUUUAAUCCGCUCCCAGUUUUAGUCUAAUUAAAGUGAUCUCAUUUCUAAGGAGAUCGGGCAGAUUUGGAAGCGAACCAAAUUAGAUCUUGGUGUUGUGAUAUGAAGGUGUUGAUUUUUAACAGAGGGGUCAUGUUUAUCUAUAAUGAACUUGGUCCUGACACAGUGAUUGAAUGUCAUAUGGGACUGGAUUUGAUUACAGGAAUGAAACGAUAGUAUAUUUUUUUUCAAAUCAAGACAACCUGGCACGUGCACUAAAUUUAAAAACUAAAUGUUUUCUAAAUGUUAACCACAGGAAGCGGUAUUUAAUUUGGUAAAAGUCGGGUUAAAUCAUGCCAAUAUCUCUCCAACUCUGAUGAUCGAGGUAAUUUGGCAGUUUUCUUCAUUUCCACCUGGGUGAAACAAUAAUUAACCAUUAGGCCCUACAUAUAGGGCCGCCAAUUCAUGAAAAUGAAACGUUGUUUAACAGAUCUUCACAACUGGACCCGUGAACAACAGCUAGGUUAUUUUUUUUGCAAAAAACAAUCCCCGUGACAACGUUGGCUUCUCUCCUUGAGUAAAUGUUUACAGAUUAAAAUAAAAGCCAAUCUGAGCUAAGGAGAACAUGGCAGUUUGAGUAACGUUGAUUAAUCCUACUUCAUUGUGUUGAAGAUUAAUUCUGAACAUGGAGAAUGUUAAUUAAGAAAUAAAAGAAUUUCCCCCAACACUCCUCAAUAUUAAGUUUGUUUGGACUUUGAUCAGUCCACUUCAUCUCUGCGUAAAUUAUUUAAAACGAUCUUCUUUUUGCGUGGUAAAACUGGAUUUUUCCGCUCUUGAAUGUGUGUUUAGUCACGUGACUAUUGAUAUCGGGUCAUGACUGGUCUUCACAGGUCAGCGUAGCUAUAUCUUGUUGAGUAUUUGAACAGGGAGGAACUGGCGCUGUGAAGAUGAUGAAACUGCGAAAGUGGAAUGUACGGAAUCUGUUUGUGAGGCAGCUUCAUUCAAAAUACAAACCGGUACCGUUAUCAAUGCAGCAAUACUUAGAAUUCGGUCAAAAGAAAUGUGAAAAGAAAUCAUUUCAGUUCCUGAAUGAUGAAAUCUCUAUUCGCCUGGCCCACAUCAUGCGGGAGUUUGAAGAUCUCCCUAAAGAGUUACUGACCAUGAAGUCGGUCAAACUUGUUCGCAGUUGGUAUGACUUGAGUUUUAAGGAUGUGCAGUCCUUUACAAGCAGAGACCCUGAUGAUGGAAAAGUCCUGGAGGAGUUUUCAGCAGCCAUUCAGAAUAUACUCAGUCGACACUCGUAUGUUGUAGAAACAAUGGCACAGGGUGUUAUAGAAAUGGAGAACACGUAUGGAAUAAAUGAUAAACUUAACGAAAGGAUCCAGUAUUUCCUCGACAGAUUCUACAUGAACCGUAUCAGUAUACGCAUGCUUCUGACGCAGCACGCUGCACUGUUUGGAAACAUGGCAAACCAUCCCCGUCGUAUCGGACACAUCGACCCCAACUGUGAUGUCAUAGAGUGUGUAACAAAUGCUUUCAAGGCAGCCAGACAAAUAUGUGAACAUUACCAUAUGCAAGCUCCCGACUUAGAAAUCAUCACAGCUGACGGUUCACAUAUCAUUAACUUUGUGUAUGUGCCGGGACAUAUAGAGCACGUUUUAUUUGAAAUCUUUAAAAAUGCAAUGAGAGCUGUGGUAGAGUACCAUACAGAGAAAAUCGAUUUGCCAAAAUUACAAAUAAUCGUCUCGAAAGGAAAAUCAGACUUAACUAUCAAGUUGUCAGAUCAAGGAGGCGGAGUGCCGUACCAAGACAAAGAGAAAUUGUUCCAGUACAUGUAUUCAACAGCUGAUCGUCCCCAGUACACUGGCCAGGAGUCACCCCUAGCCAUGUAUGUGGAUAUAGAUCGGUUUGCUCAUAAUAAUGGACCAACUGGCUUAAUGGCUGGGUAUGGUUAUGGACUCCCUUUGUCACGUCUCUAUGCCAGGUAUUUCCAGGGAGAUCUUGUCGUGAACUCGAUGGAGGGAUACGGAACGGAUGUCUAUCUCUACCUCAAGGUGAAUUCAUCGGAGGCCAGUGAGUGUCUACCUAUUUACAACACAACUACCUCCAGAAUGUAUGAAGCUGAGAAGGUUGUAUCUGAUUGGUCCAGCAACACGAACUGGAGCCAAUCAAUGAGAACAUACAGCACACUUAUAAGAAAACCACCCUCUAUAUCAGAGGACAGAACAGUGACUGUUAAGAACUCUUGAAGAUUUUUGCCCCAUACUAGCAUUAAUGUAGGGUUGUUCCACAAUGUCUUAGCAGGUCUGUUUGUAUGUAGUACGUGUUUAAUUAUGAGAUACCAUAUUCAUUUUUUGUUAUUAAGAAGUGAAGGGUAUUUAGAUAUUUUGUUCAGUCAUGAGCUCUUAAAAUGAAUUGAUGCUAGUUGAAAGUAUCUCCUCUGGCUUUUUUUGACUAUCUGGGUUCCCCAGUUUGUAAUUUAAUGGCAUGAUUAUUAUGGCUCAUCUUAGUCAGAGCAUAUUUGUCAAAUUUCCCAUAUUCACAUAGAGUGGAAAUCUUCAAAAGUAAAUGUUGCUUCGUGAUUGUAUAAUAUGAUGAUGAUGCAUUUUUAGUUGGUUAGUCCCAACCUUGACAUUAGUCACACAAGUACAUGUCUAUGUGUAUAUAAUUAGAACUCCAGUUCUAGAAUAUUUUUGGUGCUGAUAUACUUUCAUGUCAUGUUUUUAUGUACUUUAUGUCUUAUAAAUGUAAUACAUACAGGUGCAUCUAUUCAUAUGUGUAACAGUAACCAAGGAAGUUUUCAGGUGACGUAGCAUUACGUGUACCCCAGACCCUGGAGGGAGUGUGAUUCAGUUUUACACAUCCCCUGGUCCCUGAAGGGAGUGUAAGUGUGCAACCAGUGCACUAGAAUUGAUCCCUUCGUUAUGAAUACAUCAGGUAUAUAUAUAAAUACAUCAAGGAGAUGCCCCAUUUUGGGGACCAUUGUUGAUAUUAGUCUUUUGUCUUUGUGGGUGUGAAUCAAGUCUUAGACAUAUAUGAUAAAUAGUGAUAGCACCCCCUGUAGACUGGUUCUCUGAUGACAUGAUAAUUAGUGAUAGCAACCCUGUAGAUUGGUUCCCUGAUGACAUGUCCUUCCAGUUCCCAUAAUGGUGGGUUAUUUUUGUGAAACACUGAGAAUUUCAGACAGUGCAAUGCUAUCCAUAUACACAUGAUCUCAUCUGAUGUUCUCAAUGUAUGAAUUUAGUCAAAAUGAUUUUGUUCAAUCCAUAUUUGAAUCAUGAUUUUUAUGCAGAUGAAUGUAAGUUAAAGAAAAUCUGCCUAUCCUAUGUAUAUUGUUUUGUUUAUAAUACAAAGGGAGACAAAUAAUACAUGCUUAUUUUGAUAACAGUGUCUACCAUAAUUAUAAAAUGUUUGUUUUACAAACAGUUCAAGAUUUCAAAAUAUGGCUAACUCAUGAUAUUUAUUGAGAAUUUACAAACAUUUUCUCAUAUUCUUAGUAAGUGGGUGGCAAUUUUAGAAUUAUAGGGCAAGAAAGAAAUUCAUAUAUGAAACAGAAAGUGGUCAUUUUUCAGACACAAGAUUUUCAAAACUCUUUGAAUUCUUAUGAGAAUAAAUUGGAUGUGGCAGCGUUUUAAACAUGAUUUCCGAAUCAUGUUUUACAAAUAGAGCUCUAAUAUAUUGUGUAUAUACACAUAUAGAAGUUUCAUGUGAUUUUCAAAAAGUGCCAUUUCCCUUUAAACUGAAUACCAGGAAAUAGAUGAUAGAGAUGUGAAUCAUUGACCUGUUAAUUAACUUUUUAUACAAGAAUUCUAUUUCUGACAAAGGUUGGUUCAGCUGUAACACAUUGACAUGAAACUUUCAUAGUAUUAAGUAGAAACCCUAAUGGUUUCCUCAUUGUCACGUUUAAGGUUCUAACUUGUAUUCUGACAAGAGUUUUUAUAUACAUUAGAUUUCAAUUCUUGCCUCAUGAGUUGUCAUUGAUAUAUUAAAGGUUUUGUCACUACAUGAAUUUUUCAUCUAUUGUUUUUGCUUACUUUUAAUGUUGUUUUUACUGUGUUGAUUCCUUUGAAUUUCAAGCACAGAAAAAAAUAAAUAGUAUAUUGAAUGCA
Ostrea edulis (European flat oyster) is the source of this 4163-nucleotide messenger RNA. RefSeq names its product pyruvate dehydrogenase (acetyl-transferring) kinase isozyme 2, mitochondrial-like. The transcript has 13 exons. Gene Ontology annotation, molecular function: pyruvate dehydrogenase (acetyl-transferring) kinase activity. Gene Ontology annotation, cellular component: mitochondrion. The record is from RefSeq and is a predicted model, not a curated record. Gene Ontology annotation, biological process: regulation of glucose metabolic process; protein phosphorylation. NCBI's taxonomy places the organism in Eukaryota, Metazoa, Mollusca, Bivalvia, Ostreida, Ostreidae. Bases 1002 to 2303 code for a protein of 433 amino acids.